AUGAUCAAGAAAUCGAGUUUCGGGCCGGGCGCGUCUGCUCUGAUCAUGAUCCUGUCGAUUCUACUGCUUCCCGGUCGGUUACGGGCUGACCCGCGAACCCAUACCGUGCUUUUCGAGUGCACAAACCAGCUCGAGGAGAAUACCACCAUCUUCGUACCCAACUUCGUGGCCACUAUGGAGAACAUAAGCACCCAAAUCCGAACAUCGGGCUUUGGCAGAGCCUCAACGGGCUUCGGACCCAAUGCCAACUUUGGGCUGGCCCAAUGCUACGGCGAUCUCUCCAUUGUGGACUGUGUCCUUUGCAAUGCCGCGGCCCGAACACUCCUACCGCAGUGUUACCCGUAUAACGGUGGGCGGGUUUAUCUCGACGGGUGCUUCACGAGGUCCGAGAAUUACACGUUCUUCGAGGACUAUACCGGGCCGGGAGAUCGGGCCAUAUGUGGGAACACGAACUCGACUCGGCAGGGCGGCCCAACAUUCUGGGCUUCGGCCCGGCAAGCCGUGGCCCAAGCGGUCUCGGCUGCGCCGGGUGAGAAUGGGUUCGCGCGGGCCCGGGUAAGAGUGUCGGAGUCGAGGAACGGUUCAGUUUAUGUGCUGGCGAACUGCUGGAGGACGAUAGGGGAACGGGCCUGUCGGGCCUGCUUGGCGAGCGCGGCCCAGUCGGUUUUAGGGUUUCGUCUCGUUAAGACUCGAACUCGGCUAAUUAACAAUGAUAAACGAGCCGAGCUCGAUUUCUGGCUCGUUUAUUUAACCUUUCGAUUAUUUUUUCAAGCAGGGAGAUUAAUAGCGAUGGUGGUGGCAUCGGUUAGUGCAGCGGCAGUUUUGGCGACCGGUGCUUAUAUCGGAGUGUAUAUUUGGAGGAACAAAGCUAUUGAGAGGAAGAGAAAAGGAGAUGCCCAUAAGCUAGUGAAAACUCUUCAUGACAGCAGCUUAAACUUCAAAUAUUCGACUCUCGAAAAAGCCACGGCCUCGUUCGACGAAGCCAACAAGCUCGGGCAAGGAGGGUUCGGUACAGUUUACAGGGGUGUUUUACCGGACGGUAGAGAAAUCGCGGUCAAGAGGCUUUUUUUCAACAACAAGCACCGAGCGGCCGAUUUCUAUAAUGAGGUCAACAUUAUAAGUAGCGUCGAGCACAAGAAUCUUGUUCGGUUAUUAGGGUGCAGCUGCUCGGGACCUGAAAGCCUUCUCGUUUACGAAUUCUUGCAGAACCAAAGCCUCGACCACUUCAUUUUCGAUCCAAUCCGAGGCAAGACGCUAAACUGGGAAAAAAGGUUCGAAAUCAUAAUCGGGACAGCCGAGGGAUUAGUAUACCUUCAUGAAAACACGAAGAUAAGGAUUAUUCAUCGUGACAUAAAGGCGAGCAAUAUCCUCUUAGACUCGAGAUUCCGGGCGAAAAUCGCCGAUUUCGGGCUGGCCAGGUCAUUUCAAGAUGACAAAAGUCAUAUAACCACAGGCAUAGCAGGAACAUUGGGAUAUAUGGCCCCCGAAUACCUAGCACACGGCAAGCUAACAGAAAAAGCCGAUGUCUACAGCUUCGGCGUUCUUCUACUAGAAAUAGUCACCGGAAAAAUGAAUAACCGAAGCCAAACCUCAGAGUAUUCGGACAGCCUUAUAUCCAUCGUAUGGAGGCAUUUCAAGGAACAAGCUGUCGAGAGGCUCCUAGACCCGAGCCUAACGAACAAUAACAGCAACAACAACAUUGACAUAAAAAACGAGAUGUUGCGUGUGGUCCAUGUGGGACUCUUAUGCACGCAAGAAAACCCGAUUUUAAGGCCAGUUAUGUCCAGGGCUUUACUAAUGCUCGUCAACAGAGAUGAACUACCGGCUCCGACUAAUCCUCCUUUCAUGGACGAGCGAACCAUGCAACUAAACGACUCGAGUGAAAAUACGUUACUACCCCUACAGAACGGGAGAAGCGAUGACUCGGUUGCCAAUAUGUCACAUAGCAUUUUCUAUCCAAGAUGA
Molecule: messenger RNA, 1965 nt
Organism: Striga hermonthica
Lineage: Eukaryota; Viridiplantae; Streptophyta; Magnoliopsida; Lamiales; Orobanchaceae
Source: the annotation of a GenBank genome assembly